Molecule: messenger RNA, 912 nt
Organism: Solanum tuberosum (potato)
Lineage: Eukaryota; Viridiplantae; Streptophyta; Magnoliopsida; Solanales; Solanaceae
Product: beta-D-glucosyl crocetin beta-1,6-glucosyltransferase-like
Exons: 1
Coding region: 1-912 (303 amino acids)
Molecular function (GO): UDP-glycosyltransferase activity
Source: RefSeq, a predicted model, not a curated record
AUGACAGCUUACAUGUUGCAUGAGUUCAACAAGCCAGGUAUAAAAUUUCCAUUUUCGUCUAUUUGUUACCGCGAUUAUGAGAAAGCUCGUAUUGAGAAACAAGAAGCAUCUAUCUCUGUGGAAAAGCUUGAAGAGGAUAAAAGGAGAGUUAGAGAAUGUUUUUACCUGUCUUGUGAUAUUGUUUUGAUUAAAAGUUUUAAGGAGAUUGAGGGUAAGUAUAGUGAUUAUAUCACUAAUUUAACUGGAAAAAAAGUUGUACCUCUUGGUCCUUUAGUUCAAGAACCUACACUUGAAGAUAGUGAAUCAGAGUUAAUAACAUGGUUGAAUGAAAAAGAGAAGAAAUCCACAAUUUUUGUAUCUUUUGGGAGUGAAUAUUUUUUGUCAAAGGAAGAUUUGGUAGAGAUUGCUUAUGGGUUAGAAACUAGUAAGGUGAAUUUUAUAUGGCCAAUAAGGUUCCAAAAGGGGGAAAAUCUUGAACUUGAAGAGGCAUUGCCUAAAGGUUUUUUCAAUAGGGUAGGGAAUAGGGGAAAAGUUUUUAAUGGAUGGGCCCCACAAGCAAAAUUUUUGGAGCAUUCGAGUAUUGGUGGAUUCGUGAGUCAUUGUGGAUGGAGUUCUGUAAUGGAAAGUAUGAAAUAUGGAGUCCCGAUUAUCGCGAUGCCUAUGCAUAUUGAUCAACCAAUUAAUUCUAGGCUUGUUGAAGAUGUUGGCAUUGCUGUGGAAGUUGUGAGGGAUAGUGAUGGAAAGCUUCAUAGAGAGGAAGUUGCAGCCAUAAUCAACCAAGUUGUGCUUGAUAAGGAUGGUGAAUUUGUAAGGCAAAAGGCAAAGGACAUGAAGGAAAAGCUUUGUAUCAAAGGAGAUGAAGAAAUUGAACAAGUUGCCAAGGAGUUGAAAAAGCUAUGUGCUAAAUUCUAG